This is a messenger RNA of Condylura cristata (star-nosed mole), 1867 nucleotides long. RefSeq names its product kelch domain containing 8A (gene KLHDC8A). The annotation marks the transcript as partial. The transcript is spliced from 5 exons. Gene Ontology annotation, molecular function: protein binding. The record is from RefSeq and is a predicted model, not a curated record. Lineage: Eukaryota; Metazoa; Chordata; Mammalia; Eulipotyphla; Talpidae.
CCCAACGUCAAGGACUUCCAGUGGAAGCGCCUGGCGCCACUGCCCAGCCGCCGGGUGUACUGCUCCCUGCUGGAGACCGGGGGGCAGGUCUAUGCCAUCGGGGGAUGUGACGACAAUGGCGUCCCCAUGGACUGCUUUGAGGUCUACGCCCCCGAGGCCGACCAGUGGACAGCCCUGCCCCCCCUGCCUACGGCCAGGGCCGGGGUGGCCAUCAUCGCCCUGGGGAAGCGGAUCAUGGUGAUCGGGGGCGUGGGCUCCAACCAGCUGCCCCUGAAGGUCGUGGAGAUGUACAACAUCGAUGAGGGCAAGUGGAAGAAGAGGAGCGUUCUGCGAGAGGCCGCCAUGGGCAUUUCUGUCACGGCCAAAGAUUACCGAGUGUACGCGGCAGGCGGGAUGGGCCUGGACCUCCGUCCACACAACCACCUGCAGCAUUACGACAUGCUCAAGGACAUGUGGGUGUCGCUAGCACCCAUGCCCACCCCGAGAUACGCUGCCACCUCCUUCCUCCGAGGCUCCAAGAUCUACGUGCUGGGGGGACGACAGUCCAAGUAUGCAGUCAACGCCUUCGAGGUCUUUGACAUUGAGACUCGCUCCUGGACCAAGUUCCCCAACAUCCCCUGCAAGCGGGCCUUCUCCAGCUUCGUGACGCUGGACGACCGCCUAUACAGUCUGGGAGGCCUGCGGCAGGGUCGUCUCUACCGGCAGCCCAAGUUCCUGCGUACCAUGGACGUGUUCGACAUGGAGCAGGGCGGGUGGCUGAAAAUGGAACGCUCGUUCUUCCUCAAGAAGCGGCGUGCAGACUUCGUGGCCGGGUCUCUGAGUGGACGCAUCGUGGUGGCUGGAGGACUGGGGAACCAACCCACUGUGCUGGAGACGGCAGAGGCCUUCCACCCAGGGAAGAACAAAUGGGAGGUCCUGCCCGCCAUGCCCACCCCCCGCUGUGCCUGCUCCAGCAUCGUCAUCAAGAACUGCCUCCUGGCUGUGGGGGGUGUCAACCAGGGCCUGAGUGACGCAGUGGAAGCCCUGUGUGUCUCUGACUCCUAGCUGCCCCUCGCCUUCACCCUGGACUUGUUCGCGCCCCUCUCGACAUGAGGAAGCAGCCCGGACUCCUUCCUGGGGGCCACGCUGUCAGCCCUGGGUGGGGCCCCACCCCAGCACUGAUCUCUCGCCACCUCCAAACCUAGCCAGCCCCAGGAAUCUAUAAGCAGUCCCGACGAUUCUGAAGUCCAGCUGGUGCUGGGAUGAGUCCUCACCACUGCCCAGGCAGCGGAGGUACAGGGCAGUCACCUCCUCUUUGUGAGACCCCCCAGCCUGUCUCCGGGGUAAGAGGCCACAGCAGACAGCUCGGACCUGAAGAUGAGCAGCUAUUGCUGUCCGUUCCCAGCUCAGAACCAGUUGAGGGUCUCUUAGGCUGGGCAGUGAGGAAAGGUCAGUGGGGAUGUCUCGGACCUCUCUCCUCUCCCUCUGUCUGCAUCCGCUUGUUGCCUGGUUGUCUGCUGUGGCGGCCUGGACUGCCUGCGCUCUGCAAGAACCCGCCUUGGCACUGGAGGUGGCCAUGGGAAGGCAGGCAGGCAGGCUCGCCCGCAAGGCCCGGUCAGCAGCCUCGGCCAGGAAGGACCCCUGCCUGUUGGGGUCCUUGAAGGGAAUGUGACAAGAAGGAUGGAGCAGACACCAGCCCAGGGUCUGCUCCCCCUCCUCUCCUCACUCCAGCUCUCCCUCUGCCACCACCCCCACCAGAAGCCCAGCCCCCCCCACUCCCAUCCCCCAAUCACCAACAGUCCCAGAGUUUCUGCCUGAAACCUUCUCGUCCACACUGUGGCAUCCAAACCCAGCAAGCCUGGAUUCAUUGCACUCCAGUUCACAGCAG